Lymnaea stagnalis (great pond snail) is the source of this 314-nucleotide messenger RNA. Lineage: Eukaryota; Metazoa; Mollusca; Gastropoda; Lymnaeidae. The record is from the annotation of a GenBank genome assembly.
CAAAAGGAGCCGGCUGUAAACAAAGCAAUCCAGUCUCAGGUCGUCAUGAGUGUGAACAUUGUCAUAAAGUGUUUUCGUUUUCACAAGGACUGCGUAGACACAAAUGGAAAUGUGAAGGGUCACGCAUUUGGCCAUGUUCUUAUUGUGACAAAUAUUUCUAUCGUUCUGAUCAUCUAAAGAUUCAUCAGAAAUCUUAUCAUGAAAAUAGUUUUCUUAUUGACCGAAUAUGAUGUCUUAGCUUUUGGCCUGCUGUAAUGUCCUCUUAAGGUUAAGUUUAUAAUAUAGAUGUUAAUAUUGUUAGGGGUAGCUUGCGA